This is a messenger RNA of Wasmannia auropunctata (little fire ant), 1991 nucleotides long. RefSeq names its product RNA-binding protein cabeza. Lineage: Eukaryota; Metazoa; Arthropoda; Insecta; Hymenoptera; Formicidae. Gene Ontology annotation, biological process: regulation of DNA-templated transcription. The record is from RefSeq and is a predicted model, not a curated record. The transcript is spliced from 8 exons. Bases 341 to 1618 code for a protein of 425 amino acids. Gene Ontology annotation, molecular function: RNA binding; transcription coregulator activity. Gene Ontology annotation, cellular component: nucleus.
CUGGGUGACUGAAGCGAGCGAAACGCCGCACGGGACUUCCGGCAGUUCCGGCAGUUCCGGCCGGUCGUCUCUGCUUCCGUUCGCGAAGCAGCCGUGUCUCUGAGUGUCUCGUUCCCUUUGGGUUCGCGAGCUCGCGGGGGAAACCAGGAAAACGCGUAGCCGAAGAGGCCCGUGACCGGUUCCGCGGGGAAGGAACGAACAUUCGCGAGGAAGGAGCACGAGGCGGAAGGGCGCGCAAUCCGGACUGCCCGUCGAAGCGCUCGAGCAGAUUCAUCGUCCCGUCUCGGUCAGCGGUGCGCGUGUGCGUGUCUCUUCGUCACUCGUCCGAAGGAGCGGCACGAUGACGGACAAUCAGUAUUCCAAUUACCAGCAGCAGGGGUAUAACCAGUACAGCCAGCCACCUCCCACGGCUGGGCAGGAUACGUCGUAUCCACCCCCUUCGACUGGCGGCAGUAACUACAAUCAGUACAGCCAGCCGCCCCCGAACGCCGGUACCAACUACGGCAAUUACAACAGCUACAGUUCUAACAGCGGUCAGGAUUACAAUCAGUCGCAGAGCGGCCAAGGCAGUUACGGCGGUCAAAAUAGCUACGGAGGCGGCGGCAGUGGCGACGGCGGUAACAACUACAGCGGGAGCUACGGCAACAGCGGAGGUGGCAGUGGGGGAUAUAAUCGCAACUCCGGUUCUUACAGCGGAGGCCAAGGAGGUGGCGGUGGCGGCGGUAGAUACGGCGACCGCGGCGGUUACGGAGAUCGCUCCGGCGGUGGUUACAACAGUGGCGGUGGCCGAGGUGGUUAUAACAAAGGGGGCUACAGUGACCGUAACAGCGGUGGCGGUGAAGGAAUGGUUACGCAAGAGGAUACUAUUUUUGUAUCCGGUAUGGAUCCAUCGAUCUCCGAGGAAGAGAUUUGUCAGCAUUUCGGAGCGAUUGGCAUUAUUAAGCAUGACAAACGCACGGGCAAGCCGAAGAUUUGGAUGUACAAAGACAAGAACACAGGAAAGUCGAAGGGCGAGGCGACGGUCACGUAUGACGAUCAGAACGCCGCGCGCUCGGCUAUCAGCUGGUUCGACGGCAAGGACUUCAAGGGCAGCACGAUAAAGGUGCAGAUGGCCCAGCACAAGAGUAGCUGGCAGAGUAAUCGCAUAGGCGGCGGCCGCGGGGGCGGUGGCCGAGGCCGAGGUGGCAGUUUCGGCGGUCGUGGCGGUGGCGGCGAUCGUGACGAUCAUCAUCGCGGAGGCGGUGGCGACGACCGGCGUGACGGUGGCGGCCGUGGAGGCGAUUGGAGGUGUCCCAAUCCCGAUUGCGGCAACACGAAUUUCGCCUGGCGGGAUCAGUGCAAUCUCUGCAAGAGCGCGAAACCGGAAGGCCUUGGCGGCGGUGGCGGCGGUAGCGGCGGCGGCGGUUACGGCGGCGGCAGAGGGGGUGGCGGCCGAGGCGGCGAUCGCGGAAGCCGCGGGGGUUUCCGGAGCGAUCGUGGCGGACGUGGAGGUGACAGAGGUGGCAGAGGCGGCGGCGGUUUCCGCGGUGGGGACCGGGGCGGCCGCGGUGGACGAGGCGGUCCCAUGAGGGGCGGCGGCCGAGGCGACAGGGACAGGGACCGUCAGCGACCGUAUUAAAUAUAUCAUAUUCUUAAAGAAAUACUACCGGCCUGUUCGGCCCACCGUCAUUAUAAAACCUGUACACAUAUUGUACACACUUUCAGCGCUUGUACAUUUCGCAGAGUGGAAAAAAAAUCACUCUUUUAUUCUACACACGUGGCAUAUGUAUUUCUUACUGUCUUUCUUUUCGCGUGAUCUUUUUUUAUAUUCAUCUGAAAUAGCAUAACAUAUGUAUUGUUACGUUCAUAUUGAAAUCAAAUAUUCAAAUAGACAACAAUAGACAAGAAACCUUAAAUGUGUGAACGUACGAUCGGCUCUCAUUUUAAUUACCCGCCAUCCCACUGUGAGAUUUAUUGCGAAAUAAAGAGAAUGAGAAAUUUGGGAAAAUUCA